Molecule: messenger RNA, 2269 nt
Organism: Magallana angulata
Lineage: Eukaryota; Metazoa; Mollusca; Bivalvia; Ostreida; Ostreidae
Exons: 1
Coding region: 334-915 (193 amino acids)
Source: RefSeq, a predicted model, not a curated record
CAACUACUGUCACUACAUCUCGAGUUUCGCGUCCCACUUUGGGAACGAGCGAUGCAUGACGGUGGGCAGUACUACAGAGCAGACGAGACUCCGGUCGAGAAGGGACCAAGGGGACUAUGAUUACCUGAUAAUAUCUGAUGUCGCUAUCCCUGUAUAGACUUUAGAGUACAGUAAAGAUGUGCCUUGCUUUGUCCACAUAAAUUGAAUAAGACACAUAAUACACAGUUAUCGAACCUGUCGGUAGUGGAUGGGAAAUAUUUGAAUGCUAGUCUCUUGAAAUACUUCGAUGACAGUGUCUUCAAGAUUAUAAGAGGCAUCUACGACGUCAUCACUAUGCCAUCUUUAAGACGAUCUAAAGAUUAUAUUCACAUCGAGGUCAACAAAGAUGUAAAACCUGGAGAUAACCAAGCUCGAUUUUCUGGUUUUGAAUACCUGGACAAAGACCAAAGGUACAUUCAGGUGGAAGCAGAUAUAAAAGCUAUCACAAAGCAGUUAAAGAGUCUGUUUGCCGAAAGUGACAUCUCAAAGGAUAUGAUUUCAGUUAUGAGUAAUAUCUUCUUUUUGUUAGAAGAAUUGCGACCUGAAAAUAUUCAGAAUUCUUUAACUUUUCAAACCUUCGGCGCUCUCAUUGAGGCCGGAACGGACGAAACAUUGACGUCGCUCUAUGAAGGACGCAGUAAAGUAUCCUGUGAUAAGGAAUCCUGCAAUAACGACCAAAUCACCAAGGAUCCUAAAACAGAGGGAAAUAGUUCCCCCGGAACAACCAAAGAACUUGUAACAAUUCUCUUUGAUUAUAAAAGUGGUCGUGAUUUUAUUCCAGCUUUAUCCGAUAAAGGGAGCACUACCAUGUUUAGUCGAAUGGAGAAGCAGGUUAAUGGAAUCAAAAUCAUUUUGGCCAAGUCGAGAAGCAAUUGACCGAAUCUAUGAAAGCGAAUGUUACGUCAUAGCAUAACUUGCAAUUGUCAAUCCAGAUGAUAGGAUAGAUUUUUUGCAUUGGAUUUAACAACGCAGAGAUGAUUCUCUCUUCCACGUUUUCAGAUGGACAAAGACUAUGUUUCUUGAUUUUAAAGUCGUUACAGAAAGGAUACCUGAAAGAGUUUUUAGAACGAUUGACUAGCUAUCAUUGGAAGACGGCAUUUUACUAUACCUUGGAAACAACCGAGUUAGAAAUGUUUGCAUCACAUUCCGGAAUCUUUAUUGCAUUGGAGAAGGUUCUUAAUUUCAUGGUUACCUAUCUUAAACGGCGCUUUCUACGACAUUAUUUCAUAAGCAGUAAUUUAAUUGCUCAUUUAUUAGCGGAAGAUUCUCGCCAAAUCAUCUCUGCAAUACAAGCCAUCAUAUCGGAUCCAGUAAAAGCUUUAGAUGUUUAUUAUUUUCACGAAACGGACGAUGGGAAACUCGUUGAUCAAAUUCCGAACGAUCAAAUUGAGGACUUGAGACACCAAGAAGGCGAUUCUUCGCGGAAAACCCACGCGGAAGCAAUCGUUUCGUUGGUUAGUCGUCUCCAAACUGGCACAGGCAACGAUUCUUCUAAGUUUGUGGCGGCCAUUGUUGAUACUUUGGCCGUUGUUGCAAAGGCUGAGGCAAAUUUCGAUUGCUAUGCUCAUGCGUUUUACUCUUAUAUUCCUCAAAUCAUUGGUGAUUAUUUGAACACGAAAUUUCAAACAGGGGAAGACCGAAAGAGAAAGCUCAAAGAAUUUUCACCAAUAAUUAAAUUGUAUCUGUGCAUUCUUUUGGAUGAUAUAUUUAUCAGUCACUUUAACACGCAGUGUCGUAUAAAGCUUUUUAUCUGUAACGUACUUUUUUGCGUGUGAGAAAUUUUAGCAAGGAUUGCAAGAACUUCAUCGUCGUGGAUAUUUCUUGUUUGAACUAGUCCUGACCAAGACUUCUAAUGUAAAUUUUGUGUUAUGCACUGGAUAAUGUUUGAUGCAAAUAAAAACUCGGUGUGAAAUAGAUUAUUGCAGUGAAAAAGCGGCGAAAAAAAUUCAACGCGAAUUUAAUAUUGGUUUACACUUUAUUUUAAUAUUAGAUUUGAUUUUGAUACGAUCUCUUUAUAGUACAUCGAGGACUAAUUGUAGGUCUGUAGCUCCCGGUCGGAAAAAAAUCGGAGAGGCGAACUUUGAUUCAACAUUCAUGUAGUUAUACUUAGUGCAACAGGGCUCAAAUUGUAUGGAAUACAAUCCGGGGUAAAUACCCGUAGAUCCUUGAGUAGACCUUGAUAACGAGUUUAUUUCCUAUGUUAUAUAAAAUUUAAAAUUAUUAGUUAAUU